This is a messenger RNA of Eriocheir sinensis (Chinese mitten crab), 2054 nucleotides long. RefSeq names its product protein unc-119 homolog B-like (gene unc-119). The record is from RefSeq and is a predicted model, not a curated record. The transcript has 6 exons. Gene Ontology annotation, cellular component: cilium. Gene Ontology annotation, molecular function: lipid binding. Gene Ontology annotation, biological process: cilium assembly; nervous system development; lipoprotein transport. Lineage: Eukaryota; Metazoa; Arthropoda; Malacostraca; Decapoda; Varunidae. Bases 126 to 809 code for a protein of 227 amino acids.
CCGCCGUGGUAUUGGCGGCGGCGGUGGCCACACAGGUGCUCCGCGCCGUGUGAAGAGCUGUCAGUGUGGGCUUGACGGCAGCGGCGGCGAGCGGUGCGCGGCGGCAGGGCGAGGCCUCGGGGACUAUGAGUGUGCUCACCGCGGACCACUCCACCAAGAAGGGCGUCAUGCGCACCGCCAAGACCAGGAAGGACGUGCCCGCCUACGACGCGCCUCUGACGGAAGAGGAGGCGCUCACCAAGGCGGUCAUCUCACCGGAGGAUGUUCUCAGACUCUCCAAGAUCACGGAGAACUACCUGUGUUCCCCUGAGGCCAACGUGUUCGACAUCGACUUCACGCGCUUCAAGAUCCGCGACAUGGAGACGGGCACGGUGCUCUUCGAGAUAGCCAAGCCGCCCCCGCAAGAGCUCGAGGAGGAGGACCCCAGCGUGGACCAAGAGGAGUCGGAUCCCAACGCUGGUCGGUUCGUCCGCUACCAGUUCACGCCACAGUUCCUCAAGCUGAAGACGGUUGGCGCCACGGUUGAGUUCACGGUAGGCGGGCGGUCAGUUAACAAGUUUCGGAUGAUCGAGCGGCACUUCUUCCGCGACAAGCUGCUCAAGACCUUUGACUUCGAGUUCGGCUUCUGCAUCCCCAACUCCAAGAACACAUGCGAGCACAUCUACGAGUUCCCCACGAUACACCCUGACCUAGCGGAGGAGAUGAUCAAGCACCCAUUCGAGACCCGGAGCGACAGUUUUUACUUCGUGGACGACAAACUCAUUAUGCAUAACAAGGCGGAUUAUGCCUACAACGGGGGCCUUCAGUAGCGUCGGCCCAGCCCUGCCCCCCUCCACCCCUUCCUCACUGACCGUUCCCUGACUCACCUCCUCCUUUCGCUUUAAUCUUUUUCCAACACCUUUUUCUCUGCACUGUCCCCUUCCUUCCCUUUCUCUUUCUUUCCUUCCUUCCUUCUCUCCUUUCUUGGUUUUCUUUUUAAUUCUACUCCUCCUCUUCCUUCCUUCCUUCCCUUUCUCUCUUCCUCACAUUCUCUUUCUCUUUUCUUCCUUUCUUCUGUCCUUUCUUGCUUUUCUUCUUAAUUCUUCUUCUCUCUUUCCUUCUCAACCCUUCUCCUAUUCCUUCCUUCCUUUUCUCUCUUUUCUCAUAUUCUCUUUUUCUUUCCUUCCUUCCUUUUCUUUUUAAUUCUUCUCCUCUCUUGCCUCCUCCUCCUCCUCUUCCUUCCUUCCUUCCCUCUCUCUCUUUCUCACAUUUUCUUCUCUUCCUUCCUUCUCUUCUUUCUUCCUUUCCUUUUUAAUUCUUUUCCUCUCUUUCCUCCUCCUCCCUCCUCCUCUUCCUUCCUUUCCCUCCUCUUACUUCUUCCUCUGAUCUUCCUUUCCUUCUCAACCUCUUCCUCCUCUUACCUAACCUAACUUAACUUUUCCUCGUCUGUCCCUCCUCCUCCUCCUCCUCCUCCUCUUAUUGAACCUCACAUUCCAUCACAACCAAAAAAAUGUAGUCUUAUAAUCUCAACCCUGCUCAUCACCUCCCACCUCCUCCUCCUCCUCCUCCUCCUCUUCCUCCUCCUCCUCCUCCUCUUGUGUGUGCUGCGUGAGUGCUGAGUGCUAAGCCUUGUCAUGUGAUAACUAGGGUCAGCAAUAACCGAAUAACGAAGUAUAUGCAACAAAUUUAUGCGAGGAAAGGAAAACGUGAAAGAAAAUGGAGAUGAGGAAGAGAAAACGGGAAGAAAAUGAAGAAGGAAAAAGAAAAAGGGAAGAAAAUGUAGCAGAAAAAAAGAAAAAAAAGGAAGAAAAUGUAGAAGGAAUAAGAAAAGGAAGAAAAUAAAGAAGGAAAAAAGAAAAAGGAAGAAAAUGGACAGGAAAAAGAAAAAGGGAAGAAAAUUGAGAAGGGAAAAAAUGGAGAAAAAAAGAAAAAAAAGUAGAAGAAAAAGAAGAAGAAGAAGAAGAAAAAGAUGAUAUGUGUUAAAGAGAAUAUUCCACCUCUCUCUCUCUCUCUCUCUCUCUCUCUCUCUCUCUCUCUCUCUCUCUCUCUCUCUCUCUCUCUCUCUCUCUCUCUCU